This is a messenger RNA of Penicillium subrubescens, 963 nucleotides long. Its product is annotated as DUF3425 domain-containing protein. NCBI's taxonomy places the organism in Eukaryota, Fungi, Ascomycota, Eurotiomycetes, Eurotiales, Aspergillaceae. The record is from RefSeq and is a predicted model, not a curated record. The coding region runs from base 34 to 963 and encodes 309 amino acids. The transcript is spliced from 2 exons.
CUGCUGACAGAACCCUUACCUCCGACCGCGAGAAUGGCCACUUCCCCACAGCCAGAGAUGACCAAGGCGAUACCGGCGCCGGACACGGACGCUCGCGCACCAGCGGGAGACGAUUGGGCUGGCCUCACAGAUCCUGCCGAGCGCCGGAGGAGACAGAAUCGGAUUAAUCAAAGGGCUCACCGAAUGCGCCAGCGCCAGCGCAUGCGAAACAACAAAGAUAUCCAUCCCAAGAGCGUCGUCGCCUCGACCUCAUCCUCAUCCUCAUCCUCGUCUUCAUCUUCAUCCUCAUCCUCAAGUCCAUCCUCCUCAACCGCCAUUGUCCGCAAACAAAGCAGCUCCUCACCAUCAGACCAAUCCCCGCGCGAGAGUGGAUGCCUUACGUCCAAAGCUACACGAAUACUCCUGAGUCAAUUUGCCGAAUCGGCUUACCAGAGUUACACGCAGGGUUCUCCAACUUCCGAGCAUCUCCUGAUGCUAACACAAGUCAACGUCUUCCGCGCCUUCGGACAUAUUGUCCAAGUACUCGGUUGGAAUUUUGACGAAAUGGACGACGACGCAAUUUCCCCGUUUGCCAUUCCUUCCGCCGCGCAGGCAUCCACACCACCAGACUACAGCGAUAUGCCUCUCAGCCUGCGUCCCACCAGAGUACAAAGAACUACUCCCCAUCAUCCGUGGUUGGAUUUCUUCCCUUUGCCGAAAAUGAGGGACAAUAUGAUACAAGCGGGCAAUGAGUGGGAUGACGAGGCGCUUUGUCGGGAUAUUAUGGGGUUCUGGGAACCUUCUUCGACUGCUGCGCCGGGACUACUGGUUUGGGGGGAGCCGUGGGAUCCUCGGAAUUGGGAGUUGACGGAGACUUUCUUGAAAAAGUGGCAGUGGAUUGUGAGGGGGUGUCCGGAGAUCAUGGAGUCAACGAACUCGUGGCGGGCAAAGCGUGGUGAGAAGCUUAUAUUUAGGUAUAUCUAG